UGGGAGACACACCAGACCACAGCAGUCUGCUCUACUCAGAGAGAGGCAGUCAGUAUCCAGCCAGCCAGCCAACCAACCAGCCUAACCACUAAAGAGUGAUUGGACUGUUAGACCUCAUGCAGCUCACCAAGGAAGUGGCGCCUCAGAACGGCUCCUAUAAGUGUGUGAUCGACGAUGACGAAAGAAGAUCUCACCUACUCUCUGUAAAAACAGACAUCACUCUGGAGUCCAUAAACCUGUUUGAGUGGGCUCGGGGAGGUGAGGUGUCCCAGCUAGUGGGCUUGGUGAGGAGGAACCCAGGGGUACUGAGGGAACAGGAUGCCUCUGGAGCCUCUCUGGUCCACCACGCUGCUGGUGCAGGAAACAUCCCUGUUAUUAGGUUCAUCUGCAGCAACACACACAGAGAUGGGUGGAAGGUGUAUGAUGACGAGGGGUCCAUGCCGCUGCACUGGGCUGUGGAGAGGAACCAGCCAGACAGCUGCAGGACUCUGUUAGAGCUGGGGGCUGAACCCAACGUCCUCAACAAGGCCCUGAUGUCACCCCUACACCUGGCUGUUAGCCACACACACAACCAUCUGGUCCAGCUCCUGUUGUCUCACUAUAAGACAGAGUCUAACCUAGAAGGAGGUCUUGGCAACACUCCUGUCAUGUUAGCCUGCUCCAUCAAUAAUACUGAGGCUCUCUCUAUACUGCUGAGGUAUGGGGCGCGGCUCUCCAGUCAGAACAAACUGGGCCACUAUGCUAUCCACGCAGCUGCCUUCGCAGGCUCAAAGAAGGCCAUGGAUGUCAUCCUCAAAGCUGGAGAGGAGAUGGGUCAUUCAAUAGAGGAGCACAUUAACUUCCUGGAUAAGUCGUGCAGUAGUCCACUUCACCUGGCGGUCAGGGGAGGAAACAUGGACAUCAUUGAGUUCUGCAUCCACAAAGGAGCCAAGAUCGACCAGCAACAGGUGGACGGGUCCACAGCUCUGCACUUUGCCUGUUCCCAGGGAGCUACAGAGGCAGUUAAACUGAUUCUGUCCUCCUACAUCCGACUGGACAGCAUCAUUAACCUGCCUGAUGGAGCCUGCCAGACACCUCUACACAGGGCAACUAUAUUUGAUCACACAGAAUUGGCGGAGUACCUCAUUUCGAAGGUAAAUACAGUACAGUGUGUGUGUCUGUGUGUGUGUGUGUGUGUGUGUCUGUGUGUGUGUGUGUCUGUCUGUGUGUUUGUGUCUUUUUCAGGUGCCAACGUGAACAUAAAGGACAAAUCAGGAUGUAACUUCCUCCACCUGACCAUCCUGCAACCCAAAGGCCUCAAAAACCUUUCCAGAGACAUCUUACAGCACAGCAGUGUGAAGGAUCUGUUGAGUAACGAGGACCACGAGGGCUGUACUCCUCUCCACUACGCCUGCAGACUGGGCAUCCACGAAUCUGUCAAGAACAUCCUGGUUCUACAGGUCUCUCUGGACCGCAAGUCCAAGGACAAGAAGUCUGCCCUGCACUUCGCUGCCCAGUAUGGUCGUGUCAACACCUGCCAGCGUCUACUGGAGACAAUCACAGACUCCCGUCUGCUGAACGAGGGGGACGAGAGAGGACUGACUCCCCUACACCUGGCCUCUGGAGGGGGACACACCAAAGUGGUGGAGAUGCUGCUUCGCAAAGGAGCUCUCUUUCACUGUGAUUACAAAGGGAGGACCUGUUUACACCAUGCAGCAGCAGAGGGGUACACCCAGACCAUGAAGAUCGUCCUGGCCACCAACAUCAAACUACUGGACAAGCUGGAUGAGGAAGGGAGCACUGCGCUGCACUUGGCAGCCCGGGAUGGCCAUGUAGCAGCGGUGAGACUGUUGCUCCAGAGAGGGGCCGAGAUCAGCCUCAACAAGAACCACGCCUCCUUCUUCCACGAAGCACUGCAACAUGGGAGGAAGGACGUGAUUAACGCCAUCAUCGACAGUGACAGAUGUACUCACAUCCUGAGUAUGUUCAAACGUGAUGCUGGCCAUCGUUGUCCAGUGUUGGACCUGGUUGACUUGCUGCCAGAGUCUUGCAAGUACCUUCUGGAUCGCUGCAUUAGAGAAUCAGACGACGAUACCAGAAGUCCUGACUACCAUAUCGACUACAACUUCCAGUGGCUUCAAGCUCCAAUAGCGCUGACGAAGCAUGCAAAGGUAGACAAAGGCCUCAAGAUCCAACCUCUGGCCACUCUGAAUGCUAUGGUGAAAUAUAACCGCAUAGAGCUCCUCUCACACCCCGUCUGCAAGAAAUACCUGGAAAUGAAGUGGAUGGCUUAUGGGAGCGCUGCCCACCUUCUGAACCUGUUUGUAUACCUGCUGGGUCUGCUUCCUCUCACCCACCUCAUAGUGAGCCUGAGACCCAGCCUGGACUACACCGGCCCUGACAACACCACAGCUGUCACCAUGGUGCCCAUUUCCUUCAGAGAGCAAGGCUCCUUCCUGUUCAGCUGCAUGGUGAUGGUGCUGGUGAUGAACAUUUAUUCCAUGGGGAAGGAAGUGAUGCAGAUGUACCACCAGCGUUUGAAUUACUUCAAGGAUCCCUUUAACUAUCAGGACUGGAUCGUGGCCAUCUUCUCUCUUCUCUUUGUCAUCCCCAUGUACUUCAAUGUUGAGGGGUCUUGGUACUGGCAGGCUGGGGCGAUGGCAGUUUUUCAAUCCUGGAUUAGCUUCCUCCUCUAUCUGCAAAGGUUUGAGCACUUUGGGAUUUACGUGGUGAUGUUUAACGAGAUUGCCAAGACAUUGUGGAAAAUCCUACUGCUAUUCUUCUUUCUGAUGCUGGCUUUUGCCUUGGUCUUCCAUGCCCUCAUGCUCAAUCAGAAAGAGUUUGAGCGACUGGACUUGUCUGGGGUCCAGAUCUUUGUGAUGAUGGUUGGAGAACUGAAUUACCAAAGCAACAUUCUGGACAUAUACCUAGACAACAAACUUCCAUUUCCCUUACUCACUUUCUAUAUGUUUGUGAUGUUUGUCAUCCUCAUGCCGAUCCUACUGAUGAACAUGAUGAUCGGUUUGGCGGUCGGCGACAUCGCUGAGGUAAAGAGAACCGCAGCUCUGAAGAGAAUAGCCAUGCAGAUCGAGCUCCACACCAAUCUGGAGGAAAAAAUGCCAUACUGGUUGUUGAAGAGAGUGGACCAGUCAUUCUUCACCAUCUACCCCAACCGCAAGUGCUCCAAGGCCUCAAUACUUUAUUUCUGGAGUCAAGGAGAAGAAAACGAAGCGCGUACUCGUCUAAUGACCAACUCAUCAAAUUCAACCCCUGUCGAGGCUGAACUACGCAAACAGAAGUACAGAUUGAAGGAGAUAUCCAGUGUGCUGGAGAAGCAGCACGACCUGAUGAAGCUGAUGAUCCGGAAGAUGGAGAUCACAUCGGAGGCAGACGAACGUGACGGGCCCACAGAGGUCAAAGGUUACAGGCAGAGGUCAAACUGGGGCCAAGCCAAGGGCUCCAACUGGAUCCCGCUGAUUAAGGUCCUCGAGAGCAAGAACGUUUGAGUCCUUCAAUUUACUGGUGACUAGGGUUGCGAAAUUCCAUUUGUCGGUUUUCCAGAAAUCCUGGGUGGAAGAUCCCUGGGAUCAAAAGGGAAUAAACAAGAGAUCCAGGAUUUGUGAAAACCAGGGGAAUUUUAGGAAAGGUCAGAAUUGUGCAUUCUUAUUGAUGACCAUCAACAAUAUGUCAAGAAUAUUUAAAAUACAGAACAUUUUCAUUUUUAUAUAUACAAUACUUGAACUGAUAUUGUUUUCAAAACUUACUGUAGGAUACUAUGAUUAGCAUGAAUGACUUAUCAGUGGGGAGACUAUUUCUGAUGCACUUUUGAUUGGUUAAUUAUGGAUCUCUCUCGCUCUGCUAACGAUAUACUUGUAUUUGUCAAUGUGUUCGUAGAUUCUUGCAUGUGAUUGAAAUUAUUUGAAUAUUGUAUGUAUAUUUUAUCUUAUAACCUGUCUGAAACAUACUGGAACCAAUAAAAAUUGUAAAAUCAUUCCCAUA
Messenger RNA from Salmo salar (Atlantic salmon), 3978 nucleotides. The record is from RefSeq and is a predicted model, not a curated record. NCBI's taxonomy places the organism in Eukaryota, Metazoa, Chordata, Actinopteri, Salmoniformes, Salmonidae.